Molecule: messenger RNA, 675 nt
Organism: Schistosoma turkestanicum
Lineage: Eukaryota; Metazoa; Platyhelminthes; Trematoda; Strigeidida; Schistosomatidae
Source: the annotation of a GenBank genome assembly
AUGCUACCCUACUUUGAUUACCAGUUUCGUGUAAUCAUAAUUGGCGAUAGUAUGGUUGGGAAGUCUUCUUUAAUGAAAAGCUUCGUAGAGGGGAAUUUCAAUCCCGUUUCAGAUCCAACUAUUGGAGUUGAUUUCUUCUCACGAACUGUUCGAAUUCAAGAGGAUGUUUUCGUCAAGUUGCAAUUAUGGGAUACUGCUGGUCAAGAAAAGUUUAGAACGAUCACGGCUUCUUACUAUCGCAAUUGUGUUGGGGUUGUUGUUGUCUUCGAUCUCACUGAUAGGGAAACAUUCGACCAUGUUUCUGAUUGGUAUAAAGAGGCUCGUGGUUCUAUUAAAUGCUCUGCGCCUGUUUUUAUUUUAGUUGGCCACAAAGCUGAUCGUCGCGAUGAAAGACAAGUUUCCAAAAUAGAAGCUGAGUCUCUUGCGCAACGGCUCGGUGAUUAUAUAUACAUUGAAACAUCUUCACUUACGGGCCAAAAUAUUGAGAAAACUUUUGAAUUGCUAGCUGAGGGCAUCUACUCCAAUGUUAUUAAAGGGAGUUACAGUGAUUUAUGCGCAGGUGGUGUUUGGGAUGGUGUUAAACAGGGUCAUAAUGCAGUAUUGGCUGCAUCAUUAGCAAGCAGAUCAUUACAGUUCGAUCGAGAUGAACCGAAACCACAUGGAGACUGUUGUUAA